AAAGUAAAAGUAAAACAGUUUUAUUAUAUAUAUGUAAUGUUUCUGGAUUAAUAUUAUUGCUGCUUUAAUGUUUAAUUUUAACUACUUUAUUUACUUCAGGAUUAUAUUUUAAAGGUCGAGUGUGAAACAUUGAGGAGGCAGAAAUAUAAUAUUUAUAUGUUUGUUUUAAUUAGUUUAAAAUCACCUGAAUAUAAGAGUAACAUUUUUCUACAGUCGACCAGAACGUUCGUUGUGUUUCACAGCGACUGUAGUUUCUCCUUCAGGGAGGGUGAAGCGGGGGAGUUGCAAUCUGCAACCACUAGACGCCACUAAGUCCUCCACGCUUUUCGUCACACGUCUCUACAUUUAUCUCCUCUUCCUCGCCUCCACCCAGCCAACAUGUCAGUCUCCAUGGCGACCGACUCCUACCCGUCCGUCGACUGGUCCGUGGUCUCCGUGGUGACCGUGACCCCGGCGGGAGCGAACGCCACGGGCUGGGAGCGCGACGCUGUUGUAGCGGUGGCGGAGGUGGUGGUGCUGGCUGUCAUCCUAGUGAUGGCGUUGCUCGGCAACGGGCUAGUGCUGGUGGUGUUGCUAAGGCGGAGACGACACAACAACCCUCUGCACCAGUUCAUGCUCAACCUCUGUCUGGCCGACCUGGUGGUGGCGCUGUUCCAGGUGUUGCCCCAGCUGGUGUGGGAUGCUAAGGGCCGUUUUCCCGGCCCGGACUUCCUGUGUCGGCUGGUUAAAUACCUGCAGGUGCUCGGGAUGUUCGCCUCCUCCUACAUGAUCGUUGCCAUGACGAUGGACCGGCACUACGCCAUCUGCUGCCCUCUGCUGGCGCACCGCAGCGGCGCCACCCAACGCUGGAACAGCUUCAUACUGCUCGCCUGGGGGCUGUCGCUGCUGCUCAGCCUGCCACAGGUUUUCAUCUUCUCCCGUUCAGAAGUGGCUCCAGGUGUCUACGAGUGUUGGGGACACUUCGCUGAGUCGUGGGGCCUCAAAGCCUACGUCACCUGGAUGACCGUAGCCAUCUUCAUCCUCCCCGUCCUCAUCAUCACCGUCUGCCAGGUUCGAAUCUUCAAGGAGAUCCACAACAAUCUGUACCUGAAGUCAGAGCGCCGCCUCUCCCCCGCCUCCCUCCCUCCCUCCAGACGGGACAGCCAGAGAGGAGGAGGAGGAGGAGGAGGAGGAGGAGGAGGAGGAGGAAGAGGGAGGUCCAGUCUCCCUCUGUAUGUUUCACCACUCAUGUUCAACAACCCAGUGAACCACAGCAGCUUUGACCCUGCUGGAUCCUCCUACCAGCACCUGCCUCUGGGUCCACUGAGGUCCAACAGCAUCCCUCCUCACUGCGAUAUCCACACCUACACCACCGUUCACCCAGCCGAGCUGCAGCCUGACAUUCUGCCCGACCCUGCGGCGCCCUCUGCUGUCUGCUGCCCGCCACACAAACCCCUCGCCGCCCGCGGUGGAGAGGUAUCGGCAGCCAUGUCGAAGACGGUGAGGAUGACGCUCGUCAUAGUGCUCGUCUACUCGCUGUGCUGGGCCCCGUUCUUCAGCGUCCAGCUGUGGGCCGCCUGGGACCCCGAACCGCCGCAGAACGGGGCAGUGUUCACCCUGCUGAUGCUGUUGGCCAGCCUGAACUCGUGCACCAACCCGUGGAUCUACUCCGCCUUCUCCAGCAGCGUCUCUCCGGAGCUCCGACUGCUGCUGCUCUGUCGCUCACACACACAGCGCCGAGGAUCGUUACCGAACGACUCCACCACCACACACACCUCCAACUACUGAACACACACACACACACACACACACACACACACAAAUACACAGCUGAGUUUGUAUCUGUACACGUUGAUUGUUGUAGUUUUGAGGAUCAAUCUCAUCUGUCUGUGAAUUAAAGGGACAGUUCACUGAUAUUAAUUAAUACAGAUUGUUUUGGCACCAGAUAACUCAACAGCAGAACUCAAGACCCUCGUUACUGAAGGUACUCCACAUUCUUGGUUGUGAGCAGUUUCACGGAGGAACUAUUUUCUUUCUCUACACCCGCCAACCGUAUCUGAACGUCAGCUCAGUGAGAUAAAACGUUACAGCUCAGUCGAAGACAACAUGAAACAGAAAUCAGAGUUAUUUUCUUCCACAUAUUUACGUAUUUCCUAUCAAUCUACAUCAGUGGUUCCCAACGUUCGUCCUUUAGGGACUCGUUUUAUAUCACAGCUCACUGACUCGGUGACAUCAUCUGUGUAAAACGAGUCAUUUCCUGUGAAUGGUACAUCAGAAAUUAGUUUUCCUGAUAUUUUUAGGAACUUUUUAUACAAAGCUGUGUCUGUAUCGUCUGUUUAAUUUUAUUUUAAAUAAUAUUAAUGAUAAGUUUGUGAUUCAAAGUUUAGUUCUUAAAUAAUCUAAACUUUAAAAAUAACAAUUUAAUUUAGUUUUCUUCACAGAAAUUAAUGAAAUGCUGAGAUAUCGGCCAACUGUGAAUAUUUUUUAAGUUUUCUUACAGUCCUUGUGACCCCUACUGGGGGUCCCGACCCUCAGGUUGGGAACCACUGAUCUAGAUGGUAUCAUUGAUUUUGGGGUGUACUGUCCCUUUAAGGUGAUAAACGUAAUAAGAUAAUGAAAUAUGAAGCUAACAAACAACCCGGAGUUGAUUACGAUUAGAAACAGGAACGUCUAAAGCUCACUGAUUAACACUUUAUAAUGAAUCGCACAAAAAGGGUGAAAACAAACAACAAUGUGUGGUUUUACGUCGGGUAACGUCGGGUAACGUCGGGUAACUUGAUGUAACAUGAGGUAACGUGGGGUAACGUCGGGUAACUUGAUGUAACAUGAGGUAACGUGGGGUAACGUCGGGUAACGUGGAGUAAUGUGAGGUAAUGUGGGGUAACAUGAGGUAACUUCGGGUAACGUGGGGUAACGUGGGGUAACAUGAGGUAACGUCGGGUAAUGUGGGGUAACAUGAGGUAACGUCGGGUAAUGUGGGGUAACAUGAGGUAACGUGGGGUAACAUGGGGUAAUGUCGGGUAAUGUGGGGUAACAUGAGGUAACGUGGGGUAACGUGGGGUAACAUGAGGUAA
Dicentrarchus labrax (European seabass) is the source of this 3053-nucleotide messenger RNA. Its product is annotated as vasopressin V2 receptor-like. Bases 379 to 1767 code for a protein of 462 amino acids. Gene Ontology annotation, biological process: G protein-coupled receptor signaling pathway; positive regulation of vasoconstriction; regulation of systemic arterial blood pressure by vasopressin. Gene Ontology annotation, molecular function: peptide binding; vasopressin receptor activity. The transcript is spliced from 8 exons. The record is from RefSeq and is a predicted model, not a curated record. NCBI's taxonomy places the organism in Eukaryota, Metazoa, Chordata, Actinopteri, Moronidae. Gene Ontology annotation, cellular component: membrane.